Molecule: messenger RNA, 3480 nt
Organism: Heterocephalus glaber (naked mole-rat)
Lineage: Eukaryota; Metazoa; Chordata; Mammalia; Rodentia; Bathyergidae
Source: RefSeq, a predicted model, not a curated record
GCGAGCCCUGGGUGGCCUCGCGGGGACGGGCUUGGCAGUGAAGGAGCCGCGAGAGCGGAGGCCUGGGGCCGGGGUGGGGCGCAGCGAGGCCGGAGCGGAGCCCUGGGGCCGGGGUGGGGCGCAGCGAGGCCUGUGGCCCUUGCGGGCAGGACCCGGAGAGAUUCGGCGCGAGGGGUAGGAAAAGGGUUAGGCUGUGUAAGAAUUUGGGUCUUUCCUUGGUGAGAGUUUUUGGAGGACUUUAAGCAGAGGAAAAACGUGAUCUGACUUAGGUUUACGACGAAGCAUGUGCAGCUGGGAAGUCCCCAUGAGAGCAGGUUGGGAAUUGAAGACACUGGGCCUGUGAUGUGGUAGGUGUGGUUCGUUCGGUCAGAUUCUUCUUCUUACUACUGGAUCAGUUGUGGAGGCCAGAAAUAAAAGAAAGCAAAGAUGCAAGAGAGAUUGCACGAGAGAGCUGAGGUCUUUGGGACCUUGAGUAAAUUCUUGAACUGUCCAUGUCUGAUUCCUUCUGUACAGUGAGGUUAAAGCAGCUAAUUCUGUAUAGGAUUGUGUGCAGACUAAGAGAACGAGUACAAACUGUUCAUUCUUCCUGAGACGUGGAAAGUAAGUUUCAACAUGCAUCUUCUGAGAAUAAGGAUAUUCUUUUUCUUAACCACAAACUGUUUUCUCAUCUGAGGAAAUUCGCCGCUGGGGUUGUUCGCCGUUUCCUGUGAAGGGCCGGACAGUAAACAUUCUCAGCGCUGCGCGCGGUGUGCUCCGCGUGGCACCACUCGGUCCUGGCCGUGGUGCAGAAGCCCAUGUGGCACUGUUUGAGCGACUUAGUGCAGCUGUGGUACAGUAAACGAACGUGAAACCAAGAUUCAGGCCGUUUGGUCCUUUGUGCUAUAGUUUGCCUACCUCAUUCUGAUGAAUUGCAUUCUGGAUUUACCUUAAAAUUUCUCUUUACCGGACUCAUGGUGAACAUUUUUAGUAAAAAUGCUAUGUAGAUGACGAGGCACAUGAUGCCAGUUGUCUUACUGGUGUUGCUGCUUUCCAUAUUCGGUUAAGUAUGGGGCUCCCAGAAAGCUCCCUUUCCACCUGUGUAAUUAGCACACAGUCAGCAUGGUGGCUCUGGAGAUGGAAAAGGUCCUGUUCUUUCACUGGCUUCACCCAGUGGUUUUAGCAAUCACUUAGGGUCCUUUAUCUGAAUCAUUUAUUUUGAGGGUUAUAAAAUGUUCAUUUUUAAAAACUUCCUGCUGUGUUAGCAGAGUCUUCUGUAGCAGUUUUCUCAUUUGGUUUAUAUGCUUAGGAAAGAAAGGCUGUUUUGGAGAAAAGCAACUGAAGAGUAGUAAACUUGAAAACCUAAGAAGGGGUUAUUGCUAUGUUAUUGUAUGAUUCUUGUUACUGUGUUUUUAGGAGCACCCUUCAGGAUACAGCCAAAAGGAAGUUCCCCAGGGCAUAGAGAGCAGCCUGGAGCUGGGGAUGGCUACCAUGCUGGGACUCCAGCUGCAAGGAAACAGCAAAGGCCUUGGACAGGAGCCAUUGUGCAAACAAUUCAGGCAGUUGCGCUAUGAAGAAACUGCAGGGCCCCGGGAGGCGCUGCGCCGGCUCCGCGAGCUCUGCCACCAGUGGCUGCAGCCAGAGACUCACAGCAAGGAGCAGAUCCUGGAGCUGCUGGUGCUGGAGCAGUUCCUGGCCAUCCUGCCUGAAGAGCUGCAGGCCCGGGUGCAGGAGAAGCAUCCUGAGAGCGGGGAGGACCUGGUGGUUGUACUGGAGGACUUGCAGCUGGAGCUUGGAGGAAAAGGACACCAAGAGGCCCCAGACCAGGACAAGAAGCAGGCCCUGCUUUUGGAAGCACCAGGUCCUCUGAGAGCAGUGCAGGCGCAGCAGGUCCUGCCUGGGUGUGAAGGUCCAAAGCCUGAGGAGGAGGAGGAUGAGGAGAUACAUAUUGGGAAUGGCAAGCUGGUAAUGACAGACCCUUGUGGAACAGAGGAGUCAUCCAGGAAGGAGGCUGACCCCAGAGAGGCUCAGUAUGAGGACUCCAACUUGGAAAGGCAGCCAGGCAAGCCCCAGGACUCAGACUUGACUGAAUUCAGAAGCACUCGGCCAGAAGGAAAGCUCUGUGACUCGGAAGUGUGUCAAAGUUCUGCACUUCCCGGACAUCAGAAAUCCCACUUGAAAGAGAAAGGCCACCAGUGCCAUGAGUGUGGUAAAGUCUUUCAGAGGAGUUCACACCUUGUCAGACAUCAGAAAAUCCACCUUGGUGAGAAGCCGUAUCAGUGCAAAGAGUGUGGGAAAGUCUUCAGUCAGAACGCAGGCCUUUUGGAACAUCUCAGAAUCCAUACUGGAGAGAAACCUUUUCUAUGCAUCCAUUGUGGAAAGAACUUCAGGCGAAGCUCUCACCUUAAUCGACACCACAGAAUUCACAGUCAGGAGGAACCCUGCGAGUGCAAGGAGUGUGGGAAAACCUUUAGUCAAGCCCUGCUCCUCACCCACCAUCAGAGAAUCCACAGUCACUCCAAAAGUCACCGGUGUAAUGAGUGUGGCAAAGCCUUCAGCUUGACCUCAGACCUCAUUCGGCAUCACAGGAUUCACACUGGAGAAAAACCGUUCAAGUGUAAAGUAUGCCAGAAAGCCUUCCGACUAAACUCACACCUGGAUCAACACAUAAGAAUCCAUAACGAAGAAAAGCCCUACAAGUGUACCGAGUGUGGAGACGCCUUCCGGCAGAAGUCAGGUCUCUUUCAGCAUCAGAGACAUCACCACAGAGGCAGACUGGCUUGAUGAAUGUUUUCUCUGUGUAGAACAUUAGAAGGAACACAGAGAAGCAAAGAACAUGCCAGAAGAAGUCUGGCCAACUAGUGUUGGAGAAUGCUCCAGGGCCAAGUUGGAAGCCAUUUGCUUCCCUUUCCCCUCCUCUGUGUUCCUUGAAGCUGGCCUAGUACUGCAGUACACAGCACUGUGUGAGCAAAGCAAAACAGCAGUCUUCACUACAGGACUUCGAAGAGGCUCUAAUGUGAUAAUUGCAUGGUUGUGUAUCUCCAUGUAGCCUGUGACUCAUUGAGGCCUUUGAGAAUAGCAGCCAGUCAGGUGUCCGCAGGUUUAGACACUGAUGGAAAACAAGGGCAGGGUGGUAUUUUAGAUACCAUGGCAACAGACUCAUUUUCUCCAUUGGCUUUACCUCCUCCUUUCUGCUGGCCUUACCUCCAUACUCCCCAUGCAUAACCAAUGGAAGCAUUUUAGAAAGCAAAGAACUUUUGUGGUUGACUGUAGUACUUGUCCUCAUGUCACUUUACGUUCUCCAUCCCCAUCCCCAUCCCCACCACAUCUCAUUGGUUCAUGUCACAAAUCAGAGUUUUACUUAGACUAUGGAAGAAAUUCCAUGAGUCAUUUGAUUGAACUGUGCUGGAAUAAUCCAAGUAGCAACUGUCUUACUUGAUAACUCCAGUGCUGGUACAGUGACUGCUGGAUAGAUUCUCUUCAAUAAAUGUCCAGUGAAAGAAA